Molecule: messenger RNA, 567 nt
Organism: Dicrocoelium dendriticum
Lineage: Eukaryota; Metazoa; Platyhelminthes; Trematoda; Plagiorchiida; Dicrocoeliidae
Source: the annotation of a GenBank genome assembly
GUCAAUAAAAGCUGGUCCGUUCCAAGGCGAAUGAUCGAUGAUCGAUACAUAGGGUAUGAGAAAGCUAAUAAGCAAACACUGCAACGCUGUUCCUGUUAACUGUUAUUUGCUUUCGUGACGGUCAUUACUGAGCAAAUCUAAAUCCUAUCUGUUCACGAGAUGCAACCCAUGUUACUGCAGUCUGUUUGCUCUAAGUGGAGUCACCGAUUGUACCGCACAUGACAACUUAUGAGUUCAUUGUUGCACAACGUCAGAAGAGAGACAAAAAGUCCAAAAAUGCCGCACCCAAGUCAGUCAACCCUGCCCACUGUCCACAACCAGCUGCAAGGGAUGGGAUCACCACGCUCAGCAAGAGAGCCGAAGUCAAACAAUGCCAAUAUGAAGAAUGCUCUUUCUAGCACGUUCAAACCGGUGAGAAUGAAAUGGAAUGGUACCGACGACCCCAAUGAAUCGUGGGAGUUCACCACAGAGAGUACAGAGGGAUCGAAUGAACUUGUAAAGCGUCCAACCAGCCUCUCACCUCUGUGCAGUCGGACCGUACCCAGAGUUUCUACGGCGAAACGAUGA